Messenger RNA from Styela clava, 2274 nucleotides. RefSeq lists its product as uncharacterized. The record is from RefSeq and is a predicted model, not a curated record. Lineage: Eukaryota; Metazoa; Chordata; Ascidiacea; Stolidobranchia; Styelidae.
UUGAUAUUUACUAUUAACUAGCUCUUAUAAAUAGGCAUCAUUAUACAGAGAUGAUUUAUAGUUAUGUUAUAGGAGAACUUUAAUCCUUCUAAGUUUUGAUUCACUACUCUGAAUCAUGGAUGCAUACAGAGAAUUCAAGCAUGCUUACAGGGGAUAUUUUGUGGAUAAACCAAAUUAUUUGUGCACAGAAGAUCUUCAGGUUACAGUUAAUUUCAAGGAACUUGAUGGUUUUGAAAAUUUAGUUAUACUUGCUUAUAACUUAUUAUUGGCAUGCCCUGAACCCGGACUUGGUUAUCUAAAAGUAUUGCACAGAUAUGAAAAGUUAAUGAAAAAAAACAGAGUACAAAGGAAGACCACAAACCCAGUUAAGUUUGCGACAAUAUGCUAUGUCUUGCAUCAAUAUUGUGUGAAAAUUUUGAGAUCGCCCUGGAGGAAUGAUUAUCUCAUAAUUAAGGAUUACAGCGGAUUCUACCAAUACACUUUGUAUGAACAUCUUGCGCCUUCCAUUAUCGAAGAACUCUUACACCUUAUUGGAUUUGAGUAUGAACAAGAUCUUAGUAUGUUCCAGUUCAAUCCUACUAUGAAUCAACAGGUUGUUCAAUCAAUAACAGAAGCAGGAAUUGGAUUCUUCUUGUCAUAUGUUCAUUGCAUGAUUUCACAUGAUGCACAUUUCAAAAGAAAAGUUGCGACAAUGAAUUACUCGCUUCAACAAUCAAGAAUUUCAAAACAUAGUCCAAUGCAAUCCUAUAAUUCUGAACAGCCGAGUACAAGCAGAAUGAAUAGGACAAAAAAUAUCACAAGGAAUGUUGAUUCAUCAAGCAUGAACAAUUUCAACACAUCGCUUGAGAACUUGAGAGAAAAACGUUUGAGAAAUUCGGAGUUUAGUAAUCCUUAUCCAGUGGACAUCAGGACUCAAAGUCGAUCUAGCAAUCAUGGACAAGAAAAGGCUGCUACAAACCUAAUGAUGAAUGAUAUUUAUGACUCCCACAGAAAUCCGCUUAAUUUAUCGAAUUCUAAUCAAAGUGCAGGUGCCAGUAAUUCUGUGUCAGUGCGUCAAGGUUCUCCACAUUCUGACUACAUGGAUGACCAAUCUCUCUAUUGUGGCGCUGAUUCUAAACUUUACAAUUCCAAUGGUGACAAUAAUAGAAAUCUAUCAUCUGAAAAUUCACUCAAUGAAGUACUUUAUCCACCAAAUAUAGUGGGACAAAGCACUCAUUCUCUUGAUGUUCAAAUGGAAAAUUUCCGCUUUGAUGAAGGAUCUAGACAAAAAGAUUAUGCUAUGGCAACUGCUGCACAUGGAAUUGAAGCUUCCCCAAACAAACACGCUUCCUCCCUUUCUGCAAAUUAUGUCAAGUUUUAUCCUCGUAGGGGUUCGCCAGAUGGAGAAAUAACCACUGAAGGCCACUAUGAUCAUCGUGCACCUGAACGACAAAACAAGAUAUCAUCAUCUAGAAUAUAUCCCAGACAUUCCACAGAACAACGUCACAUAUAUCAUGACAUAGAUGAUAAUACCCAUUAUGGUCAGUGAUUGGGAGUACUGUUAUGCCAAGGUUGCACAAGUUGUCAUCAAAUUACCUUUAUGCUUAUUGGUUUGUAAAGGCAUAGCCUAUUUCAUUAUUACAACAUUACUCUAGUAGUCUUAAAUUGAGGAGGUGAAGUUAAUUUUAUGUUAUAGCUAGCAUGGUAAAAUCUCAACCAUCAAAGCUUUGGUGUUGUUAUGUGGUGAUAUUAUAUAUAUAAAUCAAUGAUCCACUAAGGAUGCAGAUUAUUUUUAACACCUUCUGUGUGUAUAUUGUGAUCAGUGUUUAUAACAUGUUGUGUCCUGGACAAGAUAAUUUUGGUUAUAUUUCAUUGCUAAUGGAGUCUGACUCUGGUUUGACACCAGUGUUUCGCAUCUUUUGAGCUCCAAUAGUCCAUACAUAAUCAGAUUAUCGGGAGAAAAUAAUGAUAAUUAAUCACAAAAAGAGAAGUCGGCAGCCUCGAUGAGGCGAGAGAGCAGAAAUGUUCCUAAAUUAGCAGCAAUAUUUCAUACAUAAUGGCUAUGAUUAAUUGUUAAAAGUCUAUCUCCAAGCAUGGCUAGAAAAGUCAAAAAAAAAUAACUGAAUGGUGAUAAGAUUGCAUUUUGUUCAUCGAAUUGUUUUUGACUUUUUGUGCACGCUCGUACACUGAUUUUAAAAUAGCAAAUGCUAUUCAUGUGGUCCAAAAAUAUUCUUUGACUUGUAAUACUCGUCUAUUUGAAAUGUUAUAUUAAUAAAAAAAAUUGUAAUAUUUGUA